AAAAAGUCAAACACAAUUUCACGUUUGCCUUGAAAAAAAUUGUAUAUCAAACCCAUCAACAUGAACAAACCAAAUAACAUCCGCCACCCACACGCCGGCGUAAGAGGCCGCGAUCAGCCGCACCUGCUCCGGAGCAGGAGCAAGAACACCGCGGUCGACACGCACCCCAAGAAGGUUUCGAAAAUUUCCAGAACACCCGAAAAGGACGAGAAAAGCUCGAAAACGAAAAUCUCGACGAAAAAGGCCGGAGACUCAGGGGGCAAUUUCGCCGCGUAUUUGCCUCGAAGCACGAGCAAAUUGGAGGUGCCGAGGAGAUCGAGGUCGGCCACGACUUCUCCAUCUGCGUGGGCGUUGUCCCCUGGGAGGCCGAUGUCUUCGCCGGCACCGCCGCCGGUGACGAAAACUCCGGCGAGUUUGGGGAAGAGGGAAGGGAACAAAGGCGGGACGAUGAGCGGUGUUUUGAGAUUCUUCAGGCAGAACAAGGUGUCGCCGUCGUUGGAAGGAGAGUACCAUCGGUACAGGGUGGCAUAUAACAGGCUGCUACAGUGGAGAUUCGCCAAUGCUCGAGCGGCGGCCGCGAUGGCCGCCGUCAAGGGAGUGGCUCAGAAAAAGCUUAUGAACGCGUGGGUGAGAAUUUCGAUAAUAAGAAACUUAAUGGUGGAGGAGAAAGCCAUGAUCCAAAAGCUGAAACAUCAAAUGAAGGUGUAUAAUAUUCUGAACUCGGAACUGAGUCUGCUCAACGAGUGGGGCAAGCUGGAGCCCAAGAACUCUGAAGCCAUUGGGAGGAUGGUCAGAAAAUUAUCGGCCAUUUCACUGUGUCUCCCACUCGUCCAAAAUGCCGAGGCAGAUAUAAUGUCUGUCAAGGACACCAUAUCAACGGCAACAGAGGUCAUGGACAAUAUAAAAGCAAUGAUUCUGGACAUGCAUUGGCGGGUUGAGAGAAAUUGUUUUUUACUGACGGAGCUAUCGGUCAUGCUAAAGCAGCAGAAGCAUUUAUUCCAAGAGUUGGAAAAAGGGGUCAUGUUGGUGUCAUCCUUAGAGGUUCAAGAGAAAAGUUUGAGAGCCCAUCACAUUCAACUGCACAAGGAAUUGAUUGAGGUUUGAUCACAACUUCACAAGAACUAAUGAAAUCUUUUUGGUGCAAUUUGUAAGCGUACAAUAGGUUGAUGGAAUUACUUUUGAGCCUAAAGGAUUUUGUGAUUCUUACAGUUUUGUAAUAUUCAGUAAUGGAUCAAACUAAAAAUCAAUUUACGCACCCUUAAAAGAAAUUAAAUUGUUUCAAAUUA
Striga asiatica is the source of this 1286-nucleotide messenger RNA. NCBI's taxonomy places the organism in Eukaryota, Viridiplantae, Streptophyta, Magnoliopsida, Lamiales, Orobanchaceae. The record is from the annotation of a GenBank genome assembly.